UCCUUCGGAGCGUUUCCUCCUCCUUCUACCAGCGGCAGCAGGAGGGCGGAGGAGCCGAGCCUCGUUUUCCCACGGAAAGACAACCGUUCCAUGUUGGUUUGCUGGCGCGCUCGGAGGAGGAGGAGGCACCGCCGAGGGAGAAGGAGGCGUCCCGGGACCCCCAGGUGGGCAGGUCUUUUUCAACCAUCAGCAUCCGAAUCGCUUUCUUUGCCCUCUGAAGGUCUCUCCAGGCUCCAAACCAAACCAGAGCACCCCACGGCACCGUCCGAGCAGCAUCUCUGGCUGGACAAGAGGUCCUAACCACCCGUCCGCAAGUCCUUGGCACCCACCAGUCAGAAAGCUGGAAGCGACUCUAACCAUGAGUGAUUUUUGGCACAAGCUGGGCUGCUGCGUGGUGGAGAAACCGCAGCCGCAGCAGAGGAAAAGACGGCGGAUCGACCGCAGCAUGAUCGGCGAGCCCAUGAAUUUCAUCCACCUCACGCACAUCGGCUCCGGCGACAUGGUGAACGAGGGUCUCCCUGCCGUGUCGGGAGCCGUCCAGGAAAUGCGAUCCAAAUGCGGGCGAGAAAGACCUUGGAGCAAUUCCCACAUUUUAUAACCUUGUGGAGAUCCUCCCCCUCGUCCCUUUCGUGCUAAUUAAUUGCAAAAAUAACCUUAAAAGAAAAAAAAAACCCAUCUCUGCCUGACUUGAAUUUCCUGUUUGGUCUUGUCGAAACGGGUUGCCAAACUCAAAACCGUUGAGUGAAUUAGUCACCGCGUAACUUAUCCUUUUUUUAAAAAAAAAUUGUAAGAGCAACAGCCUCACCGACAUCCAUCACUCUGCACAUGCCCAGUUGACUGUUGUUGUUGUUUUCCUGGCAUUGUUCGCUUGGCAGAAACCCCCCCACCCCUGCCUUGGUGAGCAGAGUGGAGUGUCUGGCAACCUCGUGAAGAACUGUAGCUUUCUUACCCGGCAUUGAUCCACAACGUGCCCACAAUAACAAAUAAUCCGUAUGUUUUGGUUCCUUUACAAAUUGAAGAAAGCAUCGAGACGGAACGAAUUAUUCGUGGUGUUUUCGCCAAAGUUUCUCCACUGGAUUUUAUUCUCAAGGACGUGUCCUGCCCACGAUGCGAGACAUCUCGGGUGGCAUUAAUGGCUGCGGCCGCCAUCUUGCAGAACGAUCCCCCCAAAGGGAGGCUGACAAAUCUCAUUCCGGAUUCCUUACAGACCCCCCCACCCCACCCCCAAGCGGAGGAGGCAGGGGGUGCCCUAAACAGGGUGGGCCACUUUCCUGGUGCCAGCCAGCAGCUCCCGAUUCUUUCCAGGAAGCAGAGUUCGAAAACCAACAGCAAUGCGGUGCUUGUGAUAUUUGCUAUUAUUAUUAUUAUUAUUAUUCUGGAUUGUCACAUAGUCAGCCAGAUGCUCAGGUUGGAUUUGGGGUUCUUUGCCUUACCUGUCAAAUUUACUUGCUGCCUAUCUCGCGGUUCGAUGUGACUGAGCGGCUUUUUUCCUCUCAAACGUUUCUGCCCUAAAUCGAUCACCCCUCUGCUCUUGGCAUAAAAAUGGGGAUCCGGGGAAAUCCACCCCCACAGGGUGGCGAAGAUGUCGGGGUCCAGAGACAAGCCUAGAGGCUCCGUGACUCAAAUUCCCGCCAGCCAGGAGGAAUUCGCUCUGGGGGGGGGGGGCUUUCCUUCGCGGAUUGAAGCCCCCCACCGCACCCGCCGAUGGAGCAGCUGGGGACUGGGGCAAAUUUGCAACCAGGAUCAACCAGAUCCCUGCACGCUUGUAACGGGGCUGGAGAGAAUCUCGCAUGGAGACUGUUUUGCCUGGAGGAAGCUCAGUUGCUGACCCUUGUCCGAAAGUCCCACCUCUGUUUGAUCCUGGAUUAUGUGGCUCUUUCCUCCAGACAGACUUGGGUUAAAAAUGUGGAGGCAUGAAAAUCCUGCUUCCUUGUUUCCCAGGUUCGAUUCUCCCGCGCUCCUUCUCGCUGAACGAGGGACCUGAUUUUUUUGAAAGAGGAGGAACGAGGCACCCACAGAGCCAAAACAAGCGUUGUAGACGGUCCAGCCUAGAGGAGGAGGGAAAAAAAUUACAUACGUUUCAAAUUCCAGGAUCAGCUUUUCCAGCAUCCUGACAUGUGAGGUUGUGGAAGUUUUCUCCGUCCCACUGUGGGAUUUCUUCAUGCCGUUUCUGAAAACUGGAGUUGCAGUCCGCAUGACGCCAUCCGGCUGAGCCUGAGAACCCCGAGUGGAUUCUCACUGCAACGAAACCCGCACCAUUGUCUCUUCCGUUGUGUCUCCAGCUCCAUCCAGUCGCCAAAUUAAGGGAUUACAGCAGGGGUCUCCAAAUUUGGCAACUUGUGGACUUCAGCUCCCAGAAUCCCCCAGCCAGCUGUGCUUAAAGUUGGCUGAGUUAUUCUGGGAGUUGAAGUCCACAAGUCUUAAAGUUGCCAAAUUUGGAGACCCCUGGAUUACAGGGUUGGAAAAAGGGAGAGGUUUUUAAUGUCUCUUGUGUUCCUUGCAAGCAGGUCAGCUCUUAAAAGAGAAAACUUUCAGCAGCCAAUAAACUCUGACAUUUUUUCCCCCUUUUUUCCCCGGCGCGAGAACAGCGAAGUGUCAAAUUAAAAGUGUCCAUUUUUUCUCCUCUUUGUUUCCUGUGUCUGCUGACCAAGCAAAAGUUAAGAUUAUUUCCGGGAGCAGAACGGCUGUUUGGCUACCAAGACUUUUAAUCUUCUGGGCUUUAGGAUUGCAAUGUCCCUUAUUCCCACCACAUGUUGGCAGUGGAUGAGGGGAUCUAUAGUUUAACUUACCUGAAAAACAUCUCUCUCUCUUUUUUGUCACUCCAAGAAUUUAGCUAAUGGGUCGAUGUUUCAAAAACACACAUACACACACAAAAAAAAUGGAACUUUUGCCAUGUUUUUUAUUAUUAUUUUUCCCUCCCAGCUGGUCUGGGGUUAAAAAUGAUUGCUUUGGGGGAAAAGAAUAGCCGAGCUGUUCGCCUGUCUUUUUAUUCGCCAAAAAAUUAUCUUUCUUCUUUUUUGGAAACAAGAAAAUGAUCGUGUGUGUGUGUGUGAAGGGAGAAAAUAUAUUAUUUGAAUAUAAUGUUGCAAUUGAGACACUAAAAUCUGGGAGAAAGAGAGAUCUGUAUUGUGUGCUGGCUUGGUCUUUUUUAAAAAAACAAAAAAACCAGAGCCUGUUUUUUUAGGCUAAGUGCAACAAAAGAAUUACGCAAUCUCUUUCUGAUAUGUUUCUCCCUUAUUUGCACAGAAUGUAAUGUAUGCUUGGAAAGAUGAAAUUAAAUGGCAAAGGAGAAAUUUG
Ahaetulla prasina is the source of this 3297-nucleotide messenger RNA. RefSeq names its product CDC42 small effector 1 (gene CDC42SE1). The transcript is spliced from 5 exons. Lineage: Eukaryota; Metazoa; Chordata; Lepidosauria; Squamata; Colubridae. Gene Ontology annotation, molecular function: small GTPase binding. Gene Ontology annotation, cellular component: plasma membrane. The record is from RefSeq and is a predicted model, not a curated record. Bases 359 to 598 code for a protein of 79 amino acids. Gene Ontology annotation, biological process: regulation of Rho protein signal transduction.